Messenger RNA from Oncorhynchus mykiss (rainbow trout), 2218 nucleotides. Its product is annotated as diacylglycerol O-acyltransferase 2. The record is from RefSeq and is a predicted model, not a curated record. Gene Ontology annotation, cellular component: endoplasmic reticulum membrane. Gene Ontology annotation, biological process: triglyceride biosynthetic process. Gene Ontology annotation, molecular function: diacylglycerol O-acyltransferase activity. Lineage: Eukaryota; Metazoa; Chordata; Actinopteri; Salmoniformes; Salmonidae.
GUUAGGUGAUGGGUUAGCUAAAUGGAUUAAGGUUAGGGUUAGCUAACAUGCUAAGUAGUUGCGAAGUAGCUAAAAAGUACUAACUACAUCAAAAGUCACUAAUUAGCUAAAAUGCUAAAGUUGUCCAUGAUGAGAUUCAAACUCGCAACCUUUGAGUUGCUAGAUGUUCACAUUAUACAACCACCCAUCCACCCUGACCAACCACCCUACUUUCGUUAUUGCCUUAAGUAACCAUCUGUCUUGUGUAACCAUACCAAACAUAACAUAUCUUAUUUUUUAUGCUAUUUGACGCCUAGUCUAUGAGACCAGACUGCUUGCUUAUGUAGCUUAUAAAUGGCAUGUUAUAUGACUAAAGAGAGGCAACAUUUUGACAUAAUGAAACAGAUAAUAUUCAAGGACAAUGUUCAGUUGUCCCCUGCAAUAAUACAAAGAGAGUACACAAUGUGCUCUGUGACAGUCACAGCACCCUUCACACUGUCGCCCCUCCUUUGAGGGGUAUAAACUUGUUCAACCAAGUGUGAGAGAGCACUGAUGUCAUGGGUUGUAAUAGAGAGAACUCGUUUUAUUGCCCUUUGACAGCUAACAUUUCUGGCUUUCUAUGUUCAAUUUUGUAGUUAAGAAGACAAUUCUUGCAGCAUACACCUGUGUCUUGCGAGGCACUGGAUCCGUCCUCCUGUCAUCCCUGCAGUCCCUGCUCUCUAUGCACUGGGCCUGGUGUCCCAGGCUGGAGAACCAGGUCCAGGUCUUCUCUGUCAUGCAGUUCAUUGUCUCCUUCCUCAUCAUAGGCCCUAUAUGCUCUGUGGUGAUGCUGUACCUCCUCUGGACUGACUACUGGUGGGCCUCAUACACCACCUGGCUCGUCUAUGAUUGCAACACACACAAACAAGCUGGCCGCAGGUUCUCGUGGGUGAGGAACUGGACAGUUUGGACCUACUACCGAGACUACUUCCCUAUCCGACUUAUCAAGACCCACAACUUGUUGCCCAAUCUAAACUAUAUCCUAGGCUCCCACCCACAUGGAAUCUUUUGUUUUGGAGCACUUUGUAACUUUGCAACAGAAGCCAAUGGUUUUUCAGCCAAGUUCCCUGGAAUAACACCAUUUGUGGCUACCCUGGCUGGAAACUGCCACAUGCCAUUAGCCAGAGAGUACCUGAUGUCUGCAGGGAUUUGUCCUGUGAAUCGCGCCACACUGGAGUUCAUUCUGUCAUGUAAUGGGACAGGGAAUGCAGUCGUUCUUACUGUUGGAGGGGCAGCUGAAUCUCUGGACUGUACUCCAGGAGUUCAUUGUCUCACCCUAAAGAACCGCAAGAGCUUUGUGAAACUGGCUCUGCAACAAGGGGCUGACCUGGUGCCUGAGUACUUGUUUGGGGAGAAUGAUGUGUUUAAGCAGCUGAUUCUGAAUGAGGGAUCUUGGUGGAGGCUGAUCCAGAGGGGGCUACAGAGGAUCCUGGGCUUUGCCCCCUGUGUGUUUCAGGGCUGGGGCCUCUUCUCCCCUGACACCUGGGGCAAACCCAUCAACUCAGUUGUUGGAAAACCCAUGGAGAUGGCCAAGAUCAGUUCACCCAGCCAAGAAGAAGUGAACCAUUACCACACCAUGUACGUACGCUCCCUUACACAGCUAUUUGAAAAGCACAAGACCCACUUUGGGCUGAGGGAGGGGAAUGUACUGGUGAUUCACUGAGGUGUGGUCAUAUUCUGGCUGGGUCAGACACAAGUACUGCUCUUUGGCUGCUCCAGAUAAGCCUUGUACAUAAUGACUGAGGCUGUGACUAACAGAAAAAUCUCACAGGUCAAAGGUUAUUUAAAAUAUAUAUAUAUAUUUCACCUUUAUUUAACCAGGUAGGCCAGUUGAGAACAAGUUCUCAUUUACAACUGCGACCUGGCCAAGAUAAAGCAAAGCAGUGCGACACAAACAACAACACAGAGUUACACAUGGAAUAAACAAAUGUACAGUCAAUAACACAAUAGAAAAAUUCAAUAUACAGUGUGCGCUAAUUAGGUAAGAUUAGGGAGGUAAGGCAAUAAAUAGGCCGUAGUGGCAAAGUAAUUACAAUUUAGUAAUUAACACUGGAGUGGUAGGUGUGCAUAAGAUGAGUUUGCAAGUCAAGAUACUGGGGUGCAAAGGAGCAACAAACAAAAAAACAAUAUGGGGAUGAGGUAGUUGGAUGGGAUAUUUACAGAUGUGCUAUGUACAGCUGCAAUGAUCUGUGAGCUGCUC